GAAUUUUUUGUUGACAUCUAAGCUUAAAGUGAAACACCACCAUUUUUAUGGACUUGAGCAACUCUCCGGAAAUUGCUUAAGCGAAAAGUCUGCUGCUUUUGUCUUAAAAAAACUUUGAAUAUUGUUGACUCAAGUCUGAAAAUCCGCAACUGAAACUCCCGGAAAAGAUCUGCCACCACCGGACCAACUCGGUUUCUUCUCUUUUCUAAUCACUUCUUCUGUUUCUCCAACUUCUGUGAAAAAGAUGUCAGAUUGACUCGAUUUCGUUGCUACAAAUGGAGAUGGGUCUUUCUUAUUUAUCUUACUAGAUUCGAGAGGUGUGUUCUUUCUCUAUUCUAUUGGCUUGAAUCUUAGCUUUCGUUUUUCUCUGAUUACCUUCCCCUGGAAUUUAAAAAAAAAAAACUCAAAGGCGGUUUCUUUUCUCAGUACUACGAAUAUCGAGGAACAUAGAUCUUGAUUCCUUUGCCUUCUUCUGGGUAUGCGUGUUUGGAGUUGUUUAAUCUCAUUGGUCUCUACGCGUUGUGGAAAUCUAUGAAUACCAAGUCAGUUAUGUUUAAUUGGUUCAUUGGAUCUCAACUUGUAGAGAGCCUCAAGAUUGUGGCUGGAUUUGAUUAGGGUUUUAGAUAGAGAGAUUAAAGAUUGGAUCAGAAGAUGUUAAGAUCUUUAGGUCUUGGAUUGCUUCUGUUUGCUCUUCUUGCUCUGGUUUCUGGUGAUAACGAUUACGUGAGCUGUAAUUGUGACGACGAAGGUUUCUUAAGUGUCCACACCAUCUUAGAAUGUCAAAGAGUGAGUGAUCUCUUAAUAGCCAUUGCCUAUUUCUCAAUACCUCUCGAGCUUCUCUACUUCAUUAGCUUCUCCAAUGUUCCUUUCAAAUGGGUUCUUGUUCAAUUCAUUGCCUUUAUUGUCCUAUGUGGAAUGACUCAUUUGCUUAACGCUUGGACGUAUUACGGACCACACUCUUUCCAGCUUAUGCUUUGGCUUACCAUCUUUAAAUUCCUCACGGCGCUUGUCUCGUGUGCCACGGCUAUCACGCUCUUGACUUUGAUUCCGUUGCUGUUGAAAUGGAAAGUUAGAGAGCUUUACUUGAAGCAGAAUGUGUUGGAGCUUAAUGAAGAGGUUGGAUUGAUGAAGAGGCAGAAGGAAAUGAGUGUGCAGGUGAGAAUGCUUACUCGGGAGAUCAGGAAAUCGCUCGAUAAGCAUAUGAUUCUGCGGACUACUCUCGUUGAGCUAUCCAAGAUUCUUGAUUUACAGAACUCUGCUGUUUGGAUGCCUAACGAGAACAGAACCGAGAUGCAUUUGACUCAUGAGCUUAGAGCGAAUCCGAUGAGGAGUUUCAGGGUAAUCCCGAUUAAUGAUCCCGAUGUUGUUCAGGUUAGGGAGACCAAAGUAGUGACAAUUUUGAGGAAAAACUCUGUUCUUGCGGUUGAGAGCAGUGGUUGUGGCGGUUCGGAAGAGUUUGGACCGGUUGCUGCAAUUCGGAUGCCGAUGCUUCACGGAUUGAAUUUCAAAGGAGGCACUCCCGAGUUUGUGGAUACUCCUUAUGCUAUAAUGGUUUUGGUACUUCCGAGUGCGAAUUCACGGGUUUGGACCGAUAAAGAGAUCGAGAUAGCGGAAGUUGUUGCUGAUCAAGUAGCGGUUGCUAUCUCUCAUGCCUCAGUUCUUGAAGAAUCACAGUUAAUGAGAGAAAAACUCGGUAUUCAAAACCGAGCUUUACUUCGAGCAAAACAGAACGCGAUGAUGGCAAGUCAAGCGAGGAACACUUGCCAGAAAGUGAUGAGUCAUGGAAUGAGGAGACCAAUGCACACAAUUCUUGGUCUACUCUCCAUGUUUCAGUCCGAAAGUAUGAGUCUUGACCAGAAAAUCAUCGUUGAUGCGCUCAUGAAAACAAGCACAGUUCUCUCAGCUUUAAUCAACGACGUGAUUGACAUUUCGCCUAAAGAUAACGGGAAAUCUGCAUUAGAGGUUAAACGGUUCCAGCUACAUUCCUUGAUAAGAGAAGCCGCUUGUGUUGCUAAAUGCUUAAGCGUUUACAAAGGUUACGGUUUUGAGAUGGAUGUUCAAACGCGGUUGCCUAAUUUAGUAGUAGGAGAUGAAAAGAGAACGUUUCAGCUUGUGAUGUAUAUGCUUGGGUAUAUCUUGGAUAUGACUGAUGGAGGCAAAACCGUUACGUUCCGAGUUAUCUGUGAAGGUACUGGAACAAGUCAGGACAAGAGCAAAAGAGAAACUGGAAUGUGGAAGUCCCAUAUGUCCGAUGAUUCCCUCGGUGUGAAAUUUGAAGUUGAGAUUAAUGAGAUUCAGAAUCCUCCAUUGGAUGGUUCGGCUAUGGCUAUGAGACAUAUUCCGAACAGAAGAUAUCAUAGCAAUGGGAUUAAGGAAGGCUUGAGCUUAGGCAUGUGUAGAAAACUUGCACAGAUGAUGCAAGGAAACAUAUGGAUAUCACCUAAAUCGCAUGGACAAACACAGAGUAUGCAAUUAGUUCUGAGGUUUCAGACAAGACCAUCGAUUAGGAGAUCAAUCUUAGCAGGAAAUGCUCCAGAGCUUCAACAUCCGAAUUCAAAUUCCAUUCUUCGUGGUCUAAGAAUCACUCUAGCAGACGAUGAUGAUGUCAACAGAACCGUGACUAAGAGACUUCUUGAGAAACUCGGCUGCGAAGUAACUGCUGUCUCGUCUGGAUUUGAGUGUUUGAAUGCGUUGUCAAAUGUGGAAAUGUCGUAUAGAGUUGUGAUUUUGGAUCUGCAGAUGCCGGAGAUGGAUGGUUUCGAAGUAGCAAUGAAGAUAAGGAAGUUUUGUGGACAUCAUUGGCCAUUGAUUAUAGCUUUGACUGCUAGUACUGAAGAUCAUGUUAGGGAAAGAUGUUUGCAAAUGGGGAUGAAUGGUAUGAUCCAGAAACCGGUUCUUUUGCAUGUUAUGGCUUCUGAGCUUAGACGGGCUUUGCAGACCGCGAGCGAGUGAUUCGAGCUCAGAGAAGGAAGCAGAUAUCAAUGAAUCUUGAAAAGCAAAAAUCUUGAAACGAAGAAAAGCAGAGUGAGGAUUCUUUGAAGAUGUGAAGCAUAGAGACACCUCUCUGGGGAAAUGUUUUUGUUGUUGUUGUUGUCUCGGUUCUACAGUGAUGAGAAUUGAGUCAGUUUUCUCUAUUUAGCCUAGUUUGGAGAUUGGUUGGUUCGAAACUAUUUAUACGUAAUGAUUUCGCAUUUUUAGCGAAAAAAUAACAUAAGUUUAUUAGAUUUAAUAAUAAUUAAUUUUAUAAUUUUGUCUUGAGUAAAUUCUCUCUGAAUAUUUAUACAAUUCUUUUUUUGCAUCUCAUUAUUAAAUUCAUCAU
Messenger RNA from Arabidopsis thaliana (thale cress), 3319 nucleotides. It is a transcript of the gene EIN4, whose product is annotated as Signal transduction histidine kinase, hybrid-type, ethylene sensor. Lineage: Eukaryota; Viridiplantae; Streptophyta; Magnoliopsida; Brassicales; Brassicaceae. The record is from RefSeq and is marked reviewed. The transcript has 2 exons. Bases 652 to 2952 code for a protein of 766 amino acids. Gene Ontology annotation, cellular component: endoplasmic reticulum membrane; endoplasmic reticulum. Gene Ontology annotation, molecular function: protein serine/threonine kinase activity; protein kinase activity; ethylene receptor activity. Gene Ontology annotation, biological process: response to ethylene; phosphorelay signal transduction system; ethylene-activated signaling pathway.